CGAACGUGCGUAUGUUUUGACAUCGCGGAGUUCACGUGGUUUUGUUUUGGGUCGAUGUUCACGAGAGGAGCUUUGUCACAGGCCGUUCGACUCUGAGGACCACUUCUUCUGCGCGGAGCUUUUGUGGAGCGAUGAGUACUGAUGAUGACGGCCACCUUGAGCCAGCGGAGAAACCCCUCGACCAGGCACAGCUGGUGGCUAUGAUUGAGCUGCAGUUGUCGGAGGUAGACAUGCUUCAGUCGAUGUUCCCUGGCCCACGAGAGUUUGUACUGCACGACCCCUCCGUUCUGGUGGACCUGCGGGACUUUGCCGAGGGUCGCACGUUACUCCUGCCGCCUCGCAUAGAUCUGGUCAUCAACUUAGAUGUCGGAAAGGGUCAGUUAAAUGUAAGCAUCACCUUGCCACAUGAAUACCCUGCAGUCUUGCCAGAGAUUUUUGUGCGGUCGCAAACCCUUAAUAGAGAGGCUCAGCACCGUCUAAAUCAAGAACUUUUGGGGUACAUUAAAUCUCUAGAAAAAUGUGAUUUAGCAAUUGGUCCAGCUGUAACUUGGCUGCAGGAGAAAGGGGAAACCUUUUUCUCGGACAACAUUGAAGAAGAGGUACCACUGAACACAGAGACAGAGACUGAGGGAAAGGACACCAAAUUUGCAAGAUUAUGGAUAUAUUCCCAUCAUAUAUAUAGCAAGGUAAAACGCAAGGAUAUUUUGGAUUUAUCAAGAGAGUUUGACUUGACAGGUUUCUGCUUACCCGGGAAACCUGGCAUCAUAUGUGUAGAAGGAAUGUCACGCAAUACAGAUGAUUGGUGGCAGAAGGUAAGGUCAUGGAACUGGCAGAAGAUCCUUGUCAAGAGCCGAGAAAUCGUCGAUGUCACUAAAGGUCAAGAUAUUGACAAGCUACGAAGAUUUCCGUCAUUUGAAGAACUUGGCUCCGAGAAUAACAUCCGGGUCAAGAACGGAGGGUUUCACGUUGACAUGGGAGAUGUAUUUAGGUACUUAGAAAACCAUGAAUCAGGAUAUGUUUUCAAAGAAUAUUUUGGUGUCAGUGGGAGGCCAACUUGACGCACUUUGAAUGAAGAUAGUAAUAUUAGGUCCUGCCAUACUUAUAUAGGUUGGGAGCAUUAAGAAAAUUCUUGUUUGGAUUGAAUGAUCGUUAUGUAGAUGAAUAAUUUGGAUGUUUAUGAAUUAGUAAUGGGAAGACUAUAUUUUAUAUGUUAUUUAUAAAUCUAUUACCAAUUUGUAACUAUUUUGGUAUUGAAAUUACCUUUCACAUAAAAAAAAAAAAAAAAUCUAUAUAAAUUCUGUAUAGUAUCCCCUUGCAGUGUUAAUGGAAAUGAGAGAAAAGGAAGUAAUUUCAUCCCUGAUAAUCGGAAAACCAAAAUAAACGAACAAAAUAAAGAACAGUCAUAGAAAAGCGUCGGUGAUAAUGGGGUAAACCGGGUAGGCUAAGACGGUAAUUUUAGUAUCACUUUUACGCAACAUCUCUGAAGUGUCUGGAGUGAUGCAAUUGUCAGUCCAGCCUUUAUAAAUUGAGAAGGGUGAUACCAUGACUGCAGUGUGUAGAGUGUUUUUGUCAUCACGUGUUACGAGGUUGGUGUUUGAGCAAAAC
Molecule: messenger RNA, 1605 nt
Organism: Penaeus indicus
Lineage: Eukaryota; Metazoa; Arthropoda; Malacostraca; Decapoda; Penaeidae
Product: RWD domain-containing protein 2A-like
Exons: 7
Coding region: 132-1058 (308 amino acids)
Molecular function (GO): protein binding
Source: RefSeq, a predicted model, not a curated record